ACUUCAAGUCUCUACAACUUUCGGUAAGUAAGUAAACCUUUUAAUUCAAACAAUGUUAUUUGUAUAUAACAUUGCACUAUUCCAACAUGCUCAUUGUCACUUUAUGCUUUUAUUUUCUAUAUUUUACUUACCUUUAAACUAACCAUUUAAAAUAAUUAUAACCACAGACUAUAACCCUACUCUUACUCUUAUAUUAAAAGGAAGAAAAAAGUAUACCUAUCUUUAUCAUACACGUAGAAGCGAUACCGUCUAGGCAGUCGCUACAAAGCAAGAAGUUUCGAUAAAUAAUGUCGCUUUUAGGCAACCUUUCUUCUGAACAUAGUACAACAAGCGACAAAAUGGCAACAAAGCUUGAACAUAGUUAAACCCCAUUUUCGAUUUUCGCGAUCCUGCUGAGAAACCUGUGACAGCUUGCAAUCGAAAAUUCGCGUUUGCCGUUCGUUGAAUUUUUGCAUUCAUUCUUUAUUUUAUUUAGAACAUUUAAAGGGCCCGUAAAUUUUGAUACAGAAUGUUUAAAAAAAGAAAAAAUAGUUAUUUGUGGAAUUUUUAUUCUGAAUUAUAUAAUACAUUUGCAAAAUGCAAUAUUUGUGCAGUUGAGCUGUCUUAUAGAACCAGCACAACGAACUUAAGACGGCAUAUGCAAUCAAAACAUCCAACUGUAUCGUUAAAUCCUGAUUCAGGCAACAGCAAUAAUCUAGAUGGUAUUUUGUUUUUAGAGGAGGACAGCGAUUCAUCAUCAUCCAAAAACGAACUCGAUGAUACAUCAACACAAAAUACUGCAGAUGAUUCAGAAACAUUCUUCCAAGAUAUAGAUGAUACCGGUGAAGACACUGAAACCCUGCCCAAAACUAGCCAAAAAGAACAAAAUCCCGAACAAGAAAUCAUUAAUAAUAACAGCUCAAACGAAAAUUCUAAAUCAAUAAAUAUGUCGUCAGUAUCUUCUGGACCAUUAAAACCUGAGUCAAGAAAUACAUCAUCAGAAUCUGCUGGACCAUCAAAAACUGAGUCAAGAAAUAUAUUUCCAGCAUCUCCUGGACCAUCAUCCACUGAGCGACAGAAGAUAUUUAAGUCUCCUAAAGGAAAAAGCACCUAA
Messenger RNA from Psylliodes chrysocephalus, 1093 nucleotides. Lineage: Eukaryota; Metazoa; Arthropoda; Insecta; Coleoptera; Chrysomelidae. The record is from the annotation of a GenBank genome assembly.